AUGAGGUCCUACCAUGGCGCCUCGGCCUCCUCCCUGGGCGCCACGGGCGACUUCCGCCGGAAGUUCGCGGAGAGCGGGCAGAACGGCUUCGUGAAGUUCUUCAACCCACAGCCGAACGGCUUCAGUUGGGGCACCACAGACUACUCGGCAACACAGCGAACUCUGGCCUGCCUCGAGGACCAAAUCUUGGCUGAAGGGCCUGAGACCAUUGCUGCCGUCCUGGUUGAAAGCAUCGUGGGUGCUGGUGGUGUCCUGGUCCCACCCGAGGGAUACAUGGAGGGUCUCCGAGCUCUUUGUGACAAGUACGAGAUCCUGCUCAUUUGCGACGAGGUCAUGGUGGGUUUUGGCCGCACCGGCCACUUCUUCGGCUUCCAACACUUCGAAGGUGUUGUGCCGGACAUCGUGACUUCCGCCAAGGGCCUCACCGCCUCGUUCAUGCCGCUUUCCAUGGUCGGAGUCCGACAGAAGAUCAAGGAUUACUUCAUGACGCACCCCAUUGGCUGGGGCUCCACGUUCCAUGCCCACCCAGUGGCUCUGGCUUGCGCCUACGAGACUGUGAAGUACGUGCUGAAGGAGAACGUGCUUGAGAAUGUGAGGAACCUGGAGCCUGUCAUGCUGGAGGAGCUUCAGAGACUGACGCUGAAGCAUGCCUCCGUGCGACAGGCCCGGGCGGUGGGCCUUUUUGGUUGCUUGGACCUGCAAACCCCCAUCGGACAGGCCGUCCAGCGCUUGGGUGAGCCAUCUCCGCCGGCAGUGCAAAGCCUACGAAAGGCGAUGUUUGACAAUGGCCUCUUCUCUCUCUUCCGGCCGCCGCUGUUGCACUGCUCGCCCCCGCUGAUCAUCAAUGAGGACCGAGCAGCUCAGGGAUGGCUUUGGCAGGCUUUCCAAGGUGGAGCUGCACUCUCGGGGUUGGAGGGCUCAGGGAUUUGGGCUGCGACUGCCUCCAUGAUAGAAGUUGGGCGAUUGCGUGAUGCCAUAAUUAAGGUUUUUCUUGCCGAUGAACCGACACCCGCAACUGAUCUCAAGCAGCGUCCGAGCAACUUAUCAAACUCCUUUACCGAGAUGUGGCGGCUCUUGGUUCUUGUUGCUGCGGCCGCAGCUGCAGACCAGUUUGAACACGGGUCUGUAAGUGGCCGGCAUGGCAUGGUCUCCACGUCGCAUCCAGAGGCUAGUGCAGCUGCAGCACACAUCUUGGAGAGAGGCGGCAAUGCAGUAGAUGCAGCCCUCGCAGUGCACUUUAUGCUUGCAGUCGUGGAGCCGCAGCAUGUCUCCAUCAGUGGCGGAGGUGUUAUGCUUUACAAGCCACUGGAUGGAAAGGCUCUCCACGUGGACUUUCGUGAGGAAGCACCAGCACUGUACCAUCCAAAGACCUUCUGCAAGAAUGCGACUUGUGUUCUUGACCCCCACUGCGACUGUAAUGGAACCUGGCCGAGCACAGAGCGCUGCACUGGCGGACAUGCUACUGGCACGCCCGGCUUCCCAGCCCUUCUUUCGCUCGCAGUGCGUGAGCAACUCGCUUCCCUGCCACUCUCAGAGAUCACGGGGCCAGCGAUAGACUUGGCGCGCAAUGGCUGGAUCAUGGACGAGGGCCUCUAUAAGAGCAUUCAGCAAUAUGCCCCGCAGCUAGCCCGAGACCCUGCUUCGCGAGCGCUCUUCUUAGAUGACAGCGGCAGUAGACCCAAGGCAGAGGUUGGCGAACUCCUUCGAAAUCCAGAUCUUGCUGACACCUUGGAGUUGAUCGUGGCUGCACCGGAAGACUUCUAUACAGGGCACCUGGGUGCAGAAUUUGUGCAAGCAGCAGCACAAGGCCUCAAUAGUGUCACAGGAAAGCAUGGCUUGCUAUCUAUGGCAGAUUUGCAUGGUUACAGGGCAGUGUAUCGUGAACCGUUGCAGUACGAGUACACCACGGUCUCUGGCAACACAUACAACAUCACCGGUUCCGCCCCGCCCUUCAGCGGUGGAGUGGCGCAAGCUCAGAUCUUCAACUACCUCGAGCAUGUGGACGGGACAGAUGCCACGGCCGCCCGCAGGCUUGGCUUUUUUAUGGAUGCGCAGAAUGCAGCAUUUGCUGACCGCAACCUGUAUGUUGCUGAUCCAGACUUUGUCGACGUCGACGUCAGGACCUUGACAUCAAAAAGCUAUGCAGCAAGCCGUGUGCAGGACUUGAUCGGUGGCUCUCAGACCAUCCGCGGGAAUGAGAUGAGGGCAUUGGCUGUACCAGUGAGCCCUGGGAUCCUAAAUUCAAAGCAUGGUGCAUCGUCGUCGGAGGAUCAUGGCACAUCCCACAUGACGAUCAUUGAUUCACAGGGAAACAUUGUGGCGAUGACCACGACCGUGAACAUGAUCAUGGGCUCGAGGGUAACCGUGCCCGGGCGUGGCUACCUACUAAACAACGAGAUGUGCGACUUCGAUGCAUUAGGCAUCGAUUCUGCCGGGAGGAUGACCGUCAAUGCUGCGGAGGGGGGCAAGCGCCCCAGGCGCACGGCUCUGGGCGACGAUGGCAGUUCUUUAGGUGGAAAACGGCCGAGGUCUUCAAUGAGCCCGACUCUGGUUGUGCCGAAAGAGCCAGGCAAAGCGGCUUUCUCAUUGCUUGGCUUGGGGGCGCCCGGUGGCUCGGAUAUUAUUGGUGGUGUAGCCAAUGUCCUGAGAUAUACCCUCACCGCCCCGGGGGUGGAUGUUCGGCAGCUGCAGAAGCACACCAACGCCCCGCGUGCAAUCGGCAAGAAUGAGCUGAAAAUGGGAAAUGCAGUCGUGGAACUCGCGCUCUACGAGGACAAAGAGACUCUGGCUGCCUUGCAGUCCUGGGGUUACAAUCUCACUCACACGCCCUAUGCUCCGCCCUACUACGUGGGGGAGACUUACUCCCGAGUGCAGUCUGCAAUGAUGUGGCGUGCUGAUUCUCCUUCUCGUUGGAUGUUUGUAGGGGCAGCAGACAAGCAGCGCUUGCCUACUUGUACAGUUCAGGCUCCGCAAAGCUCUGGUGACUCUGUUUUCCUGCCCUGA
Molecule: messenger RNA, 3003 nt
Organism: Symbiodinium sp. CCMP2592
Lineage: Eukaryota; Dinophyceae; Suessiales; Symbiodiniaceae
Source: the annotation of a GenBank genome assembly